AUGGUUUUACAGCACUGCACCCACACAUUGAAGGGUGUUGGCGUAGUUUCAGCGCUAUCGUUUAUUCACAGCAGCCGUUUAUUGGUUGGAUAUCUAGAGGGACAAGUGUGCAUGUUUGAUCUAAUCAAGGGAGCCACUCAGAAGUUAUUGCGAGAGUGGAGGACUCACAGCAGCCGCAUAACUGGAUUUCUGGAGUUGCCAGGGUCACGCCGUGUUGUUGUUGUAUCAAGAGAUCAAACAGCUUCGAUUUUGGAAUCGGAAACAAGAGAAGUGUUGAAGGUGUUCCCUUUAUUUGAAGCAAUCGAGUCUGCUGUAUUAGUACGUGGUCACAUGGUUACUGUUGGUGAAGAGGGAACAUUGAAGGAGUGGUCGAUCGAAUCUGCUAAACUUCUUCGAUCGAAAAAAAUUUCAGGAGCGAGGCUUGAAUCAGUGGUAUACAAUCCGGUUAAAGAUCAGCUCCUAACAACAUCUGCGGAGGAGAACAUUUUUCUGGUCUCGUUUGUCAAAUUAUCACUAGAGCGGCAGAUUGUUGGAUUCCACGAUGAAGUGUAUUCGUGUUCUUUUGUUGGAAAAGAAGAGUCUCAUCUUGCUGUUGCCUCGAAUACGAAAGAAAUACGGCUGUACAACACUUCCACGUGGGACUGUCAGUUAGUUGAAGGCCAUAGCGAAAGUGUGCUGUGCGUUGCAACGGCUCCUUUCAAUCGUCGUCUGAUGGCGUCUUGUAGCAAGGACAAUUCGAUAAUUAUAUGGAAACUUGUCUGUAAGUUAGUUUUGCGAACUGUGCAGCGGUUAAAAAUUUGUGAUGAUUUUCUGCGCGUGUUGUUGGGAAAUGGCUUUCUUGCACCCUGA
This is a messenger RNA of Cooperia oncophora, 849 nucleotides long. Lineage: Eukaryota; Metazoa; Nematoda; Chromadorea; Rhabditida; Trichostrongylidae. The record is from the annotation of a GenBank genome assembly.